Molecule: messenger RNA, 1266 nt
Organism: Oryza sativa Japonica Group (Japanese rice)
Lineage: Eukaryota; Viridiplantae; Streptophyta; Magnoliopsida; Poales; Poaceae
Source: RefSeq, a predicted model, not a curated record
CAUUUUGAGGAUUUCACAUCCGAAUUUGAAUCCCCACCCGUUUAGCAAAUAAAAAAAAUCCCAAAAGCCCAAGGGCCCGAAUUGGCAGCCCAACGACGGCGACGGCGGCGGCGACGACGACGGCGAUGGCGGCGGCGGCGGUAACGGUCAAGCUCGGAGGGUGGAGUAGUUACUGUUACUGCCCUACCACCACGAGGAGGAGCAAACCGGCGGCGGUGAAGAUGAUGAUGGCGCUUUGCCCUACCAGCUUCCGGAUCGAAUUGCCUCGACGAACCAUUCGGGCUGCCAUACUGAACAAGAGACACACCGUUCCUUGCUACCAGAGGCAAGAAGGAGCUUCAUCUCCAGCUCCGCAGAUCGAAGCCAAGUCAAUGGAGGAGGUAUAUGAUGCUUUGGCUGAGCACCUUUUUUCUGUUUUGAAGAACAUUGAACAUCUUGACUCAAAAUACAUUGUUGGUAUAGCUGGACCACCUGGCGCGGGAAAGUCUACAGUUGCUUCCGAAGUUGUUCAACGUGUUAAUAAACGCUGGUCCCAGAAGCACGAGAAUGGUAGUUCACUUAUUUCAACCGAAGAAAUUGCCACGAUGCUUCCCAUGGAUGGUUUCCACCUUUAUCGGUCCCAACUAGAUGCAAUGGAGGAUCCAAAAGAAGCACAUGCAAGAAGAGGAGCACCAUGGACAUUCGAUCCAUCCCGGUUUUUGAAAUGCCUACAGACCCUGAGAGAAGAGGGUUCAGUUUAUGCUCCAUCAUUUGAUCAUGGUGUUGGUGAUCCAGUUGAAAAUGACAUAUUUGUAAAGCCGCAACACAAAAUAGUGAUUGUCGAAGGCAAUUAUCUAUUACUGGAAGAAGAUGCCUGGAGGGACAUUAGAGCCUUGUUUGAUGAAAAAUGGUUUAUCGAUAUUGACAUUGAUGUCUCCAUGCAAAGAGUGCUCCAGAGACAUGUCGCCACAGGAAAAGAGCCAGAUGUAGCAGCAUGGCGGAUCUCGUAUAAUGACCGGCCAAACGCAGAGCUUAUCAUGAAGUCAAAAAAGUCUGCAGAUCUUGUAAUCAGAUCGGUGGAUUUGUCAAGAUAAGAGUCCAUGUCUUCAAUUGCUGAUUAGAUAUCUGCUCUAAUAAUGUUCAGAGAAAGACACUACCAAUGGUUGUUUCCAUGGAGAUCUUUGUACAUAUAAUAAGCUCAAUGCAUCUCUCCAUGGUGAUUUUUGUAGAUCAAAUAAACUUAUCCCCAACCAGUUUGGUUGUACAGUCGAUGAUGAAUAACUUAUU